Messenger RNA from Terrapene triunguis (Three-toed box turtle), 5535 nucleotides. RefSeq names its product autophagy related 4B cysteine peptidase (gene ATG4B). NCBI's taxonomy places the organism in Eukaryota, Metazoa, Chordata, Testudines, Emydidae. Gene Ontology annotation, molecular function: protein-phosphatidylethanolamide deconjugating activity. Bases 24 to 1214 code for a protein of 396 amino acids. The record is from RefSeq and is a predicted model, not a curated record. The transcript has 13 exons.
AUAAUCAGUGAUUCUUUGGGGGGAUGCUGCUGGAAUGCUAUGCUACUCUGACCUAUGAUACUCUCAGGUUUGAGUAUGAAGACUUCCCUGAGACCAAAGAGCCUGUUUGGAUACUGGGGAGAACAUACAGUGUGUUCACAGAGAAAGAGGAGAUCCUGUUGGAUGUGACAUCUCGGCUUUGGUUCACAUACAGAAAGAACUUUCCUGCCAUUGGAGGAACAGGCCCCACGUCUGAUACCGGCUGGGGCUGCAUGUUGAGGUGUGGUCAGAUGAUCUUCGCUCAGGCAUUGGUCUGCCGGCACUUAGGCAGAGAUUGGAGGUGGGUGAAAGGGAAGAGGCAGACGGAUAAUUACUUCAACAUACUUAAUGCCUUCAUUGACAAAAAAGACAGCUACUACUCCAUCCACCAGAUAGCCCAGAUGGGAGUUGGAGAGGGCAAAUCGAUAGGCCAGUGGUACGGACCAAACACAGUUGCACAAGUGCUCAAAAAACUUGCCACUUUUGAUACAUGGAGCUCAUUGGCAGUGCACAUAGCCAUGGACAACACUGUAGUGAUGGAAGAAAUCAGACGGUUAUGCAAGUCCAAUUUCUUGUGUGCUGGGGCUGCAGCGUUUCCUGCUGCAGAGUCAGACCUGCUCUAUAAUGGGUUCCCGGAUGGAGCAGAGGUUACAGAUAGGUUGUCGCAAUGGAAACCAUUGGUACUCCUGAUACCUCUUCGCCUUGGGCUCACGGAUAUCAAUGAAGCUUAUAUUGAAACACUAAAGCACUGCUUCAUGAUGCCUCAGUCCCUGGGAGUGAUUGGAGGGAAACCCAACAGUGCUCAUUACUUCAUUGGCUAUGUAGGUGAGGAGCUAAUUUACUUGGACCCCCACACUACACAACCUGCAAUGGAACCCAGUGACAAUGGCUGUAUCCCUGAUGAGAGCUUCCACUGUCAGCACCCCCCCUGCCGAAUGAGCAUUGCUGAACUUGACCCAUCCAUCGCAGUGGGCUUUUUCUGCAACACAGAGGAAGACUUUAAUAACUGGUGCCAGCAAAUCAAAAAGCUGUCCCUGCUAAGAGGAGCUCUGCCAAUGUUUGAACUGGUAGAACAUCAGCCAUCACACUUUUCCUGCCCUGAUGUUCUGAAUCUCACACCAGACUCUUCUGAUGCAGACAAGUUGGAAAGAUUCUUUGAUUCGGAGGAUGAAGACUUUGAAAUCUUAUCUCUUUGAAAAUAGAUAGGAAACUGACUGCACGUCUAUGUUGUGUGUGGGGCGUGGCGGGGGGGAAGAAGUUCCUUCGAGCACCUGGGCCCGUACUGGUUUUCAUAGGUGCUUGGUGACCUCCCUGCCUCCCAUCCAUCCCAGCAUUCUGUGCAGUCUCAAGCACAGUGUGCACUGUCUGCAUUGGGAUCAAGAAACAAGUCAUCAUUAAGGCUUCAGUGGCCAGAGUCAGGAUUUCUCAGUGCAAAACAUAUGCAAGAAGUGGAUGCAGUGGUGCCUAGGAGUUCAAAGUUUUGUUUGUUGCAGCAGCAGCUCAGCUGCCCCUACAAGAGUAACAGCAGAAAUCCCCCAUGGAGCUAAACCCUUAUGAGUAUUUCCCAGUGAUAUUUAAUCAGAGCUAUUCCUCUUUUGGGGGGUCAAAACCUAUACUGUUGCUAGUUCCUUCCACAGCUUUCCUGCUUAUGGCUGACUUGGGCUAAACUUAGAUUUAUGGAAAGCAAUGUAAAUUAAUACCAGGCAUGUCCCAUAUGGAGUCUCCAGCCCAGUAGUAUGUGAGCUAGUCACUUGGAUGGUCACGUUUUCCAUAGUAAUAGGCCACGCGCUGCUGCUCAUGCUUAAUAAUAGUUGCAGUGCUUUCUCACAAACACAGUGCUAUCUGUCUUCACCAUAGCUGGAAGCUGCCUGCUCUUAUAAAGGGCAACCUUCUCUCAGAGGUGAAGCACUUCCUCUCUGGACAUUACCCUGAGGUUUUCCACAAGGUCUGAAGAUGACAACCAAAAGGGGAGGAGAAUGCCAGUUUAAAUAAAAGGAGGAAGGAAGAAAAUAUGUAUGUGAGGGCCAUAGUCUCGCUGGCUGAGUCAUCGAAACACCAAGGCUCUGAAAAAGAUGGAUUGACAAAUACAGCAGUGAGGUGUCUUCAUUAAAGUGUCUGUUAAGAGAGCUAGACAGAGUCCUGUGAGAGGUUGAGAUGUUUAUAAAUCUUAAGAGCCUGAUAUUGCUUUUAGUUAAAAAUGGUUGAGGGGGGCCUGAGGCAGAACAGGAAGACAGGACAUAGUAGAUUCUCAUUCUCAUACCUAAACCCUUUCCUGACUCCAUAGGCUGCCUGGUGUUGGUAUGUAAGGUUUCACCUUUGUGAAUUAAUCCUUAACCCAACAGUUUUUGGUGCCACAAAGCAUCCUGUGUAGCACCACUCCUCCUGGGUUGAUUGAAUAGUUCCAGCUACUGCUCCCAUUGGACUCUGUGCUUUCAAAAUGAUGUACAAGGGGGCUUGAAAUUUAAUUGGACAUAGAAUAUAUAUUUGUUUGGUACCAUUUCAGAUGCUAUUCUGCAGCUUCCCUCUAUAUGAUCCUUCUAGCACAGUGUGGCAAACGCAUACUGUAGAAGCUAGGCCAAAGAAACCUAUUUUAAGUGAUCAUCUGAAGAGGUCAGGGAAAAAAAUGGUUGCCUAGAAAAGUUGAUAGUUAAACAUCAAACACAAUUGUACUGGAAACCUUGGAGUUACUUUAAUAACUUUACAUGAUCUUGCCUGUGGCCCAUAAUAUCUAUUUAGUAAAAAUGAGCUGGAUCAAAAACAGAUGCAUAGGAGAACUGUGUCCUGGUGUGAGCCACCAUCGAAGUGAAGUCUUCUCCUUUCUCCAGGACUUCUACAGAUGGCAAAUCCAUGUUUGCAAUGCAUUUUCCUGCAUUUGGGAACAGCACUUGUCAGUUGAUGCUUUUGUGCCCAGAAGGUACAUAAACUGGCCAUAAAUGCUCUCCUCCAUGACAAGGCUGACUGACAUAUUGAUGCUAAUCUCAUUAUCUACCCUUAAUCUCCCAGAGAUUUUAACUCUUGAGCCAUGAUGCUUCUGUCACUAAAUUACUUGCUGCUUUCUCUCUGCUGCUGUUCCUCCUCAUCUCUUGCAUUAAUUUUAAGGGGGGAUGGGGAGAUAGUGAUGAAUGGAGCACAGCCCCACUUCCUCCAACUGCUUUCAAUUUGUAUCUGAAUAAACAAACUUCAAAUCUUUGGGGUUUUUUAGUACUUAUUUCUGAGGAACAGCCCAUGUUCUUAGGGAUGGGGGGAGGUGUAUUUUACCCUUUACUCCUUGUCCAGAGAUGCUUAUGCCAUAGUAUGGAAAACCAUCUUGAAGCAGUUCUAGGGCAUCUAGUUUUAACCAGGCUUUGGGUGGCAAAGGUGGAUGUGGCUAACCUGUUAAGAGAAUUCAGGUGGUGCAAAGGGUGUCUGAUAGUCCACAGUGGAUGCUUGGAACUGGAGCUAGGCCUAACUAAGCUAAGCUGCCAUGCCUCAAUGUAGUUGAGAGUCCUGGACCAGUUGGCUUGAAUCCUUCUGUCAGGCUCAAGAUAACUGAGCAAUUUCCUGUAUGCUUGCUUGGAAAGGUUAUUUUUGUUUGUUUUUUAAAAGGGAUGGGGUGAAAGAGACAGAACACUAGUGCGCUCUUCUCAACCUCAGGAGUCCCCUUCCCUUAUUGCAGUGCUAAUGCCAGUCUCUUUCCCUCCCAAAGUUAUUGCAAGCUCCUGUAGGAAUAUAGGGCUUAGUCCUGGACUGCUAGAGCUUCUUAAAGAGAAACAAGUUGGUGAAAAAUUCACCAUCCUCCAGUAAAUGUUAAAGGCAGAUAAUUAACAUGGGAAAGAUGAAAGCAUCCAGUGUAAGGACAAAAUAAUGACCAGUUUGUGCUUUUAAACUGCUCCAACACAUGCAUUGCUUUCCUAAACACCUGCCACUAUGCUUAUUUGCAAUACCAACAGCAAAGCUAGACUAUCAGCUACAGUCAGGAUCCCAUGUGUGCUAGCUAUAGAACUGUUCUAGAAUAUGUUUUCAUUUAUAAAAAUUAGGUUGCUAACCCUCAUGCCUACAAAGAUAACUUUAAAAAUAUGAAGUGUCAAAACUAGUCAGAUGUGAAGUGUCCCAUUUAUCUCUCUAGGUAUUUAACUUUGAAGCCUAAAGAUGACAAUAUCAGCACUUGCCUAUUUUACUGCUAAUGAUGACAGAGCUGCUCUUCCCUUUAAAAGGGAUCCCUGUCAGCAUCUGAAUCCAGCUAUGAGAGUGAGGGAUAUGAAAUCAUUUUUUUCAGCUAGGUUUGUGUAGAGUCAGGCUGAGGAAGUACUGCUCCUAUUUUGCAUAAAGGAAACUAAGGCAGAGAACAAUAAAGUAACAUGCCUGAGGUCACACUAAGUUUGCAGAAGGGCUGGGACCCUAGGUCUCUGCUUCCCAGUCCUGUACCUCAGCCACAUAGGCCCUCCUUUCUCAACAAACUUUAUGGUAAAAAUAAGUCUACUGCAGCAGUUACGCUCAAUGACGCAUAGCUAAAUUAAAGUCUGUUUAUAACAGUUAUCAAAAAGAGAAGUCUGCAAUAGCCUCAUACUUAAAGAAACAGUUCCAGUAAAACAAGAGUUUACCCAAUUUCUUUCCAUCAUAUUGGAUCUUGUUAGCAUAGCCUCAUCUAAACUUUAGAACUCCAUAGCUGAAUUUCUGUCUGCGCUGGGCCAAGGAGUUCAACCCUAUUUUCCAGCUAGCAGAAGGGAAAUCUUUAGUGCCGGACAUAACUAAGAGCUGCAGUGUUGACCUCUCAUCAAAUGAGGUGAGCUGUUUCCAAGGUAUGUUAUACUAGUGUUCAACCUAUCAAAAAGCCAACAGUUGUCUAAUAGAAAUGCAACAUAAGAUAUAAACUGCUGACUUUGACAGAUUUUUUUUAAAGUGACCCCAUAGCUACAGAAAUUAAAACCCUGCCAACAUUUUAAUUUUACAUCCAAUCAAGCCUCCUGCUUGAUGUAAGAACACAGACAACGCUAUUCUAGAAAUAUCACCAUGGAAUCUGGUUUCAGCCAGGAAGGAGCUGAGAGAGUCAGGUAAGACCACAGUCCCUAGCAGGUGUGACAUGGUGGGGUAUGCUGGGACAUUACCACAAAAUAAGGUCCAGCAACUGGACAUCAGGAUCCAUAAAACAAGAAAGCUUAACUUUAAGCUGCUGACACAUUAUCCUGGCUAUGUGAGGAACUCAACUCAGUUUAAAGAUAAUUAUAGUUUCAGUGUGCAGAUCACCUUUCAAACCAGUCCCAUGUUAUAGCAACCUAUCGAGCCAAGGUUCUUACUGGCAAGCUCAUCUGAGCACCUCACAAUCUCUAAUGUAUUUAUCCUCACCACAACCCUAUGCAAUAGGAGUGAUAGGGAGGUACUAUUUUAUAGCUGGGGAACUGAGGCCUAGAGACACUAAUUGACUUGGUCCCAAUGAAAGUCUAUAGCAGAGCAGGAAAUUGAACCUAGGUGUCCCACAUCCCAGGCUGGUGUUUGAAACACUGGAUCACCUUUCAUCUAAGGAAGUGUACAGGCUUGGGU